Messenger RNA from Scheffersomyces stipitis CBS 6054, 806 nucleotides. Its product is annotated as 40S ribosomal protein uS8. The coding region runs from base 383 to 775 and encodes 130 amino acids. The record is from RefSeq and is a predicted model, not a curated record. Gene Ontology annotation, molecular function: structural constituent of ribosome. NCBI's taxonomy places the organism in Eukaryota, Fungi, Ascomycota, Pichiomycetes, Serinales, Debaryomycetaceae. The transcript is spliced from 2 exons. Gene Ontology annotation, cellular component: ribosome; cytosolic small ribosomal subunit. Gene Ontology annotation, biological process: translation.
CUUUCGAAACAAGAGUAUGUUGCCUAGUCUGUAACCACAAGUCAACAUGGAUGCUCUGCUUCCGCUUUCGAUUUCAUAUCUCCUCCAAAUGGGUAAGAAUCUUGUCGUCUUGUAGAAAGUUGAACAACUUUUCCACUCCUGGUAAGGAAUGGAGGCUGUUUGGAUUUUUAUUUGGCUCACUAGUUUUCAACAACUGGUAGUCUGAGACGUUAGAUACCUUGCCCGUUUUCUGGCUCAUGAAUCCUUCUAAAGGACACUCAUGUGGCUUUGGUUAACAAUAACUACCAUUUAUCUACUAGUACUAGUAUAAUGGUGGUUUUUGUAUGAAAUCGUUUCCUUAUACUAACUUUUAAUCUUGUAGCCAUAAUAGCAAUUUCAUACAAUGACCAGAACUUCUGUAUUAGCCGAUGCCUUGAACGCCAUCAACAACGCCGAAAAGACCGGUAAGCGUCAAGUUUUGAUCAGACCAUCCUCCAAGGUCAUCAUCAAGUUUUUGACUGUCAUGCAAAGACACGGUUACAUCGGUGAAUUCGAAUACAUCGACGACCACAGAUCGGGAAAGAUUGUUGUGCAAUUGACCGGUAGAUUGAACAAGUGUGGUGUCAUUUCUCCAAGAUUCAACGUCAAGAUCAACGACAUCGAGAGAUGGACUGACAACUUGUUGCCAGCCAGACAGUUCGGUUUCGUCAUCUUGACUACCUCUGCCGGUAUCAUGGACCAUGAAGAAGCCAGAAGAAAGCAUGUUUCUGGUAAGAUCUUGGGUUUCGUAUACUAAAAGGGUAUAUUUGUGUAUAAUAAUAAAGGAG